AUGGACAUCUCAAAAACAAGCAGAUCUUCGAAGUCUACAUUCCAUAACACAACUUUUGAUAUAAAUAUAUCAAUUCAUGUAGAUCGUAUCGUUGGAUCAGCAAGCAUCUCUCCAUCUGGUCGUGAUGUUGUUCUUGCAUCUACCGAUGGUCUGGAUAUAAUUGAUCUUGAAAAUCCUCUUCAACCCCCUCGACAUUUUCGAAAUGGGCUCCCUUGGCUUGUAGCUGAUGUACAAUGGUCACCAUUCGCAGCUCGAGAUUAUUGGGUAGUAAGCACAGCCAAUCAAAAAGCACUCGUCUGGAACCUUAAUAAACAUGGAGAUGCAAAUGGCUGUGUCGAGCAUACUCUCUAUGCCCACAAAAGGGCCAUAACCGACAUUAAUUUUUCAGCACAUCACCCAGAUAUUCUCGCCACAUGUGCUGUUGACGGUUAUGUGCACACGUGGGACUUAAGGCGGCCAAAGAAGCCUGUCAUAACUUACACAGAUUGGUUUGGAGGAGCAACUCAGGUCAAAUACAACCGACAAGACUCUCAUAUAAUCGCUUCAUCUCAUGAUAAGUGGCUUAGAAUUUGGGAUGAUCGUAAUAGUGCUACGCCUGUAAAGUCAAUCGAUGCACAUGCAUCCAAAAUUUAUGGAGUAGACUGGAACAGAAUAGAUUGCUCAAAAGUUGUGACAUGCUCUUUGGACAAGACCAUCAAAUUUUGGGAUUAUACUAGAGAUUUUGAUGAACCAGAACGUGUCAUACACACCAAUUUCCCCGUAUGGCGGGCUCGUCAUACUCCCUUUGGAUAUGGAAUUUUGGCAAUGCCACAAGACGCACCCGGAGAUCUACACCUCUACGAUCAAAGGGUGGCUAACGAGGACGGAGUUAACGGCUGUGACAAAGCUGUCAAGGUGUUUCAAGGUUGCCACAAUGCUAAGCUUAAAGAAUUUUUAUGGCGAAGUAGAGGAGAUAUUUUAGAUGAUGGCACCGAUGCUCGGGAGUUUCAACUUGUCUCUUGGGGCGAUGAUAACAAACUACGACUUCAAACAGUUGGCCCUAGUGUUCUUGCGGGAGUUGGGUAUGUCAGGGGGACUCAGGCCCACAAAAAUUUAAAUGUUACCCGGAAAGGAGCUGCUUAUAAAACAUUCCGGGUUAUUGAGAAAAAUAUCGUGGAAAAAAAAGUUCCAACUAUCACUUUGCAGCAGUCAACGAGUUAUGCCCCAAAAAUUAAAUCUCUUGGAGAUGGGGCGAAAAAAAUGUUUGCCCCAAAGAUAACGAAGUCAAGCACUACACGUAAAGCUAAGCAUAACAUUGCCAUGAAAGUAAACGAUGGAACCGUACGAGAAUACCAAAUUCAGCAAAAUGUUGACUGGAUGAGCGGUAUUAGGAAUUUUAAGCCCUACCAUUUACUAUCUAAAAGUUAUCCAAGGUAUUUGUCACCAAGUCCUCAGGAAUGGAAUGAUAAUAGAGAGUGGGAAGAACAGGAGAGUUUGCACGACGAAAUAAUUCGCAUCCACAGUGAGCUUUCCACGAUCACUUUUGAUCGUGUAGACAUGGACAAGCGUACCGUAGUUGCCUCCUUGAAUGGGCCAUGGGCAGAGGACGAAAGUCUAGCUUAUACUAAAGUUACCAUUAUUUUCCCACCGUCAUACCCUGGAACUAAACCACCCAUCUUCACUAUCAGCAAGAGCUCUUUGAUGUCAAAUUUGACCCAUUCCAAAAUAAGGAGAGAUGUUAUGCAUAUAGCAAAUAGUUUUGCAGCUCGGGGUCAGGGAUGUCUAGAAACUAUUUUCCGCUACCUUCUUGGGGACAUUAAUCUCAAAUUUUCCACAUCUUGCGUGCAAGCCGAUUUUUCGAACGAGACGCUAUCACUCUCAGAAGAGAGCUUUAGCGAUGAUGAGGACAAUUUCGCUGUCGGUGACUCUUUCAUUCUUUCUGAUGAUUUUGAUACAAGUACUAGCGAUAGAAUUUUACCUGUUAACAGAAAUGCAAACAUCCCCAUCCCUCGGCUAUGUGGUGCAUCCUUUUCUGCAAGUGGAAAGCUCGUUUGUUUUUUUCCUCCAAAAGAAGAUAAAGUGAAAUCCCUUCUGGCAACUGUGGCUGCCAGAAAUAAAAUUCGCCUUAAAGGUAACUUAUUUAUGGGAAGUUUUGGUCGACUUCCGAGUGAAAUUACACCGGUUGGGUCAAAGACUAUAGAUUCAUCGACUGCUUUCGAUGUGCUAAGUGACUUCGGAGAUUCAGAUCACAAAUCUUCUGAUUCGAGCGACUCUGAUAGCUCCAUUCAAUGUCAGCGACCACUCUUUUUGAAAUACAUGAAUGAACAUAUUCGUUCGCUGAAAUCUAACCCUCCAACAACGGAUUCUUUAGCCUCUAGUGCAGCAGCAGCUGGCUCUGGUACUGGCAAGCGAAAGACCAGACCUAAAAAUACAAUAGCUUUCUAUUCAAUCACAGAUAUAAUUCCAAGUAAGAUUGAGUUUGCCAGAGAUUACGUUAUUUUUGGUAAAAGCUCAGAAGUAUGUGAACACAAUGCGACUAUAGCUGAGAAGUAUGGCCACCAAGAUCUUGCAGAAAUAUGGAGAUAUGCAGCUACGAUUCUUCACAAUACACUCACACUGAAAUCUAAUGGGCGAGUUUAUGACCGCGGAACAAUCUAUACGCACGCUGAUAGGACAGUUCAAAGCAAUUUUUAUUUCCACACCAAUAAUUUCUCCAAUGUAUCGUGCAAUAUCAUAAAAUGGCGUAGUAGCUACUUGAGACGCGUAAACUGGGGCAAACAUCCUCUUGCAGCGCCGUUGAUUGAUAAAAUUUUUGAUCACUUUGAAAGAAAAGCCGAUAUCCAGAUGCUUGCCUUACUAUCUUGCAUCUUCUGUGAACCAUCGCCGACCAAAGAUCAAGCCACCAAACCAGUGAGAAUACAACCACAGGUUUCAUCGAUGGAGAUGACGGAUAACUUCGAUCGUAUUUCCAAGGAUACUACAAAUCAUCGUAUGUUGGAAAGAAUUUUUUAUCGAUCGGGAAUAUCGACGCCCAAACUGUUCCAAAGAUCUUCGGGACGGGAUGUAUCUGCUGAUUCGCUUUCUAAGACAUGGAUUUCUAACCCCGCUCUAGAAUGUCAAUGUGGUGAUGCGUCUCUAAUUUCGACUCAGCCGAAGCCACUACCCACAAACUGUAAGUCGCAAAGCCUUUCGGUCUCUCCUGAAGCUUCAGGUAAGACUUUCAGAUCCAUCCAAUCCUCAGUUGGGCUUGCUUCAACUUUUGCUGCAAACUUUUCUAGGUUUGCUUCGUCAUCCACGUCGCCACCCAAGCCUGCGGCUAAUCGUAAGAAAAUAUCGCCUGUCGAGCAAAUAUUAUCUUCUCUUGCUCCCAGUUCCAUCACUUGGGGCAAUGCUACCGUUCCAAGCCGCUUAGUAGAUGAUAAGAAUAAAAAUCCACUGAUAUCUUCGGCACUUCAGAUUACUUCUAAGGCCAGACCGUGCACUGGCAUUAAGGUGAUACAAGACCGGGAUCUGCAGGGACAUUUUGACAAAGAAGGCCAUGCGACUACAACCCUUUUAAACAGCAAUCAUUCCUCACGCUACUUACAUUAUCGAGCUUUGUAUGCCGAGUUACUUUACCUUUGGGGAUACCCAAUCGGUCGCUUAGAAGUACUCAAAUCCACUCCGGCGACGCCAGCUCCUGGGCUAGAGGGCUCGAUUAUCUCGGCCCACACCGGUCUCAACGUUAUUGGAUAUUGUAUUAAACAUGAGUGUAGUCUCGAGCGUCUUCCAAACAGUACUGAGGGCGAUGCAGUUGGAAGAUGUGAGCAGUGCAAGUUGACGCAGCGCCAACUUCGGUGCACUAUUUGCCUAGAGCCUGUUAGCGCUCUCUUUGCCCCUUGUCUGGCUUGUGGUUGUGUUAAUCAUGUCGAUUGUCUCGCUGCGUACAUUGCCGAUGGGUCCUGUUUUUGCCCUGGUGGUUGCGAUUGUCAAUGCACAGUCAAAAGUUGCAUGGAAUACUUUGAUGGCUAG
This is a messenger RNA of Blumeria graminis f. sp. triticale, 3990 nucleotides long. The record is from the annotation of a GenBank genome assembly. Lineage: Eukaryota; Fungi; Ascomycota; Leotiomycetes; Helotiales; Erysiphaceae.